UCUCCUCUUUCGCACCUUCUCACAUUUCUCAAAUUUACAUAGACGAUGAUGGUUCUUAAAUCCAAACCCCAUAUGAUUAUCGUUUCCCGCUCUCCAGUUUUUGACACAACAACCCAUUCUUAUCCCGACGUCUCCGCAACCCAUUCUUAUCCCGACGUCUCCGAUCUCCCUUAUAAGCUCCUAUCUCUCUUGAAGCAGUGUAGUUCAUCCAAAUCAUUGAAACAGGUCCACUCUCAGAUGCUCAUCAAUUCCAUAGAUAAACCCAAUUUCCUCCUCUCCAAACUGGUCGAUCUCAAAGAUUUUGACUAUGCUUCUCUCCUCUUCUCUCAAACACCAGAACCCAAUGACUUCUCUUACAAUGUCAUGAUUCGUGGUCUAACCAACACAUGGCACAAAUUCUCUCUCGCUCUUCAAUUUUACUACCAAAUGAAGUUCUCAGGCCAAAAACCAAAUAAUUUCACCUACCCAUUUCUUCUAAUCACCUGUGCUAACCUCCCGUCGUUAGAUCAAGGUAAGAGGGCUCAUUCGUUGAUUUUCAAAUCUGCGCUGGACUCUGAUUGCCACACCAGGCACUCCUUGAUCACAAUGUAUGCGAGGUGUGGUGAGUUGGAUGAUGCACGGAAGGUGUUCGAUGAAAUUACUGACAGGGACUUGGUUUCUUGGAAUUCAAUGAUAUCUGGGUACUCGAAGAUGGGUUUUGCUACGGAGGCAGUGAGUUUGUAUAGGAGAAUGAGGCUGGCGGGUUUUAAGCCAGAUGAAAUGACUCUAGUGAGCGUUCUAGGAGCAUGCGGGGAUCUGGGAGAUUUGAGUUUGGGAAGAUGGGUUGAAGGGCUUGUGGAGGAACAGAAAAUCGAAUUGAAUUCUUUUGUGGGCACAUCAUUGAUUGAUAUGUAUGGGAAAUGUGGGGAUCUUGAUUCAGCGAUGAAAGUUUUCAAUAAAAUGUCGAAGAAAGAUAUUGUUGCAUGGAAUGCCAUGAUUACAGGAUAUGCACAAAAUGGGGCAUCAGAUGAAGCAAUCACGUUAUUCCAUCACAUGAGGGCAGCAGGUGUGGACCCUGAUAAGAUCACAUUGAUUGGAGUUCUAUCAGCCUGUGCCUCCAUAGGGGCCCUUGAUGUUGGGGAGUGGGUAGAUGCAUAUGCAUCACAGAAAGGUAUAAAACAUGAUAUUUAUGUUGGUACAGGCCUAAUAGAUAUGUAUGCCAAGUGUGGGAGCCUAGACCAUGCACGUAGAAUCUUUGGAGAGAUGCCCCGAAAAAAUGUGGUCUCUUGGAAUGCAAUGAUCUCUGCCCUUGCUGUUCAUGGGCAUGCCCUGGAGGCAAUAUCACUAUUUAAGAGAAUGACAGAGGAAGGUGGAGACAUACAUCCAAAUGACAUCACAUUUGUGGGUGUGCUCUCUGCAUGCGUGCAUGCUGGAUUGGUUGAUGAAGGCCGCAGGUGGUUUCAAAUGAUGGGACCAUCAUUUGGGCUGGUCCCUAAAAUUGAGCACUACUCUAGCAUGGUUGAUCUUUUGGCACGUGCUGGAUAUUUAAAUGAAGCAUGGGAAUUCAUUGAGAAGAUGCCUGAAAAGCCUGAUGCAGUCGUAUUAGGGGCACUCCUUGCUGCCUGUAGGAAUUUUGGAAAUGCUGAGGUUGGUGAACGUGUAAUCCUCCUGCUUCUGGAGUUGGAGCCUUCAAAUUCUGGAAACUAUAUUAUAUCAUCAAAGAUAUAUGCAAAUUCGAAGAGGUGGGAUGAUUCAGCAAGAAUGAGAGGGCUAAUGAGGGAGAGGGGUGUCACUAAAACUCCUGGUUGCAGCUGGAUUGAGAUCGAGAAUAAAGUCCAUGAAUUUCAUGCAGGUGAGGGUUUGUAUCUUAAUUCAAGAGAAAUUUACUAUGUUAUUGACUUGUUAACUCAGGAGAUGAAGAUGGAGGGAUACCCUCCAAAAAUCAAUUUUGUAUAGCAAGAAGAUGGAAAAGCUUUCUUUGAUUCAACCAAAUUCACAAAUGACAAAACGACGUCAUUGUAUUUGGGUAUUUUAUCAGAAUUAUUAACUAAUGUGACCUCCUUGGAAUUACACCUGCAUGGUAUUAUGGAAUGAGGGAAUGGUUCAUUACAUUUACAAACCAUGCAUCAUCCUCAGUGCAUCAAUCUGGAUAGCUAAACAAGCUGAUUACCAAACGGAAGGUUAGUACAGGCCGUCGCAAGAGUUUGGUUAGCCCACCGCCUAAAUGUUUUGAAUUCCUACAUAAUAGGUAUGAAUGGAUAGCCAGAAAUUACUCCAAGUCAGUCUCAUGCUUGUGGGGGAAGUUGCAAUGAUUGGUCUUGGUGAUGCUACUUUUAAAUCUUGAGAAGGGAAAGGUUUCUUCUCUGAGGAGUUCACUUGUCGGCUCAUAAGAUCAAUUGCAAGUACUCUAUUGCACACUUGGGCUAAAGUCGGCAGAAUUGCAUUAUCAAAAAAUCUAGCAAGUGUCUAGGAAGUUACUAAAGUCAGAUUGGUUAAGGUCUCAGAUGUUGUGAGGGAAGAUUGCUUAUGCAUAAAAAACUGAAACUUGUUACUGCCAUAACAAAUUAAGACAGUGAGGAACUGAUCAAUAUGCAUCAUUAACAUCUGAAAUGUACAUGAAAAAAGUGAAUGUAGAAAUUGAGGGUCACCAAACAAUGCUCAUUUGACCAUUGUUGUUCUUGAUUGAUCUCAGAAAGGAGGAGCAGAAACAGGGGCAAUAUUGUAGGAAAGCUGCUUCUUGAAUGAUGCAGCUGUGCUGUUUGGACUGCUUUUGAGGUUGGAGGGGGACAUCUCCAAAGAAUACAUAUUUGAAAAUUGUUGGUCUUGAUUGAGCUCAAAGAUAAGAAGGGAACACUGAUUUUAACUCCCAAAUCCGAAGUAGAAGAUGACCCAUGCUCUGUUUCCUUAGAUAUGCUUCCCCUUAUAUAAGAAUCCAGUCUAACAAUAUCAUGGAAACCAUCUAAUUUUUCCAUCAAGGUAAAAAAUUCUCUUGCUUUUCUUGGAGUAGAUGCCCUUGUCCUUUGAUGGUCAAUCAUGUGACCUGAAAAGGCCAUUUUCUUGUAUGUAUUUAUGAUUCAACGGAUUAAUUGGUUCACUCAUUCAUUUAAUAUUUACAUAUGUGAUUUUCUAUUGGAUUUC
This is a messenger RNA of Macadamia integrifolia, 3117 nucleotides long. RefSeq names its product pentatricopeptide repeat-containing protein At2g34400-like. The record is from RefSeq and is a predicted model, not a curated record. Lineage: Eukaryota; Viridiplantae; Streptophyta; Magnoliopsida; Proteales; Proteaceae. Gene Ontology annotation, molecular function: protein binding; RNA binding. Gene Ontology annotation, biological process: RNA modification. The transcript is spliced from 3 exons. The coding region runs from base 46 to 1935 and encodes 629 amino acids.